AUGAAUAAUCCAAAGUCGCAGGAAAAACGUGGCCUGGAAAGAACAUUUCAAGUUAAUCCUGGCUAUCAAAAUAAUACGGAUAUUAAAACAAAAAAAGAAACCUUCGAAUUAGAUGAAGAACCCAGCUACGAAAAGAUAGCUCCGGCCCUGAAUGGUGGUUAUAUUGAUGAAUCUGAAAUUGCCAACGAAGCUGACAACAAUGAAAAUGACAAGACUUGGUAUCUUUGUAAUGAUAUAAUUCCCAAAGAAUGGCUAGGUUCGAACAACUAUAAAGAACUCAUAAAAGUCAAAUUGGAAGCAAUGGAGUGCUUAAAAAAAGAAAUUGAAUCUAAUAAUAAUCAAAAAGCUGGUGCGCGAAGCCUACCUGAAAAAGUCGAUAUAAUCGGUAUACUCAAAGUUGAGCAGAAAGAUAGAUCAAGAAAUUCUAAUCUAAGGCCUAGUAGAAUUUCAAGCGAAUGGGCAGAAGCAAUAUUUUUCAUUUUUAUAUUAAUAACUUUUGGUGUAAUAAAGCUAAUUGGUAUAUACAUUGGAGAACUAGGAAUAGGUCAUUGGAAUAUAGCACAUAAUUUUAGACACUAUUAUACAAUGCAAAUUAAAGAUGAAAAUGCGGCAUUGAUUCUCUUGGGGCUGGAAUUUGGAGAACUACCAUUUGUUACCUUUACGGAAUUGGCAUAG
Molecule: messenger RNA, 675 nt
Organism: Dentiscutata erythropus
Lineage: Eukaryota; Fungi; Glomeromycota; Glomeromycetes; Diversisporales; Gigasporaceae
Source: the annotation of a GenBank genome assembly